Molecule: messenger RNA, 1895 nt
Organism: Chironomus riparius
Lineage: Eukaryota; Metazoa; Arthropoda; Insecta; Diptera; Chironomidae
Source: the annotation of a GenBank genome assembly
AGUUUGAGACUGAAUGCGCAGACACAGAAAAAAUCUUCAUCGAAAACGCAGCAAAUAAUAUUUUUAAAAAUUGUGCAUCUUUAUUACAGUAAUUUGCACUCUAAUCAAGUAGUAACAAAAGUUAAACGGUAUAAAGAUCAUCUAAAAGUGGAGUGAUAUUGAAAUUUAAAGUGAAAAGUGUCAAGUCAGUGUAAAUUUGUGAAAUCAAUAAUCUUGAAAAAAAUUUCAUAGUGAAAAAAAACGAAAAAGCUCAUAAAGAAAGAAAAUUAGAGAGCAAAGGAAAAGUCAUUGAAGAAAUUUCCAUUUUAAAAAGAUUAUAUAGUAGUUAACCGUCAUUAGAAUAAGUGCAAUAUAAAUUGAAGUUAUACAUAAAAAAAAUUAACAAUGUUCUCUGGAAUAACAAAUCAAGUAUCAUCCCUAUUCUCAAAGCAUAGUGAAGAACAUCCAGCAACAGCUCCUCAGUCAGUCGAAGAAGGACAACAACCACAAGAAACAGUUCCAGUUAUAGAAAGUGUUGAGAACAACAAUGUCGAAAAUGUCAGUGGGGAGAAACAAAGUCCAACUAAAGCAUCAGGUGGAAUGUUUUCAAAUGUAACUGGUAAAGUUUCUGGCUGGUUACCAUCAUCACUUCCAACUGUCUCAAUGCCAUCAGUUUCAAUGCCCACAAUGCCAACUGUAUCGAUGCCUACGAUGCCAUCAAUUCCUGGAUUAAGAAAAUCUCAUCCAGCUGACGCUGAAACAACUGAAUUAGCACCAGAACAGGCAGAAGAAGCUCAGCCGUCACAAAUUGCAAAUGAAAAGGAUGAUGAUGAUCGCUCAAGUGCUACAGGUGGCGCUGAUUCACGUCCAGUGUCUGAGAAAGGCUCUCCAACAGAAGAACAAUCUGGUGCAGUUGAGAAUGUAACACAUAAAGUAACUGCAGGAGCAAAAUCAUUUGGAUCUUUCUUAUCAGGUGUAGUCAAUAAGGCUGGAGAUAAAAUUAAAGAAACCGUGAAGCAUAAUCCUAUACUUGGAGAUUUUAAUAAGGAGCAAGAAGCAUUCAUUAAAGAUCAAUCAGGAAAAAAUACAGAAGCUGGAGUAUGUCCAUGGAUCGGCCAUAAAAAUGAAGAUAAAAUUAAGGACGAAGUUUUUAGCUUAUCAAGCGAUCGCCGAAACUUUGUUAGAGCCCCGCCCGCAGGCAGUGACUUUGAGUUCAACUACGAUACAUCAUACCCAACAGCAGUUGCACUGAUGGCUGAGGAUCCUUCUUUAGAAAAAAUGCGUUUCGAUCUCGUACCUAAAAUAAUCACAGAAGAAAAUUUCUGGCGUAACUACUUCUACCGUGUUUCACUCAUUGUUCAGGCUGGCGAAUUAGGAACAUUAGGAACAGACGAUGCGUUUGGAAAGCGUGAAGAUGAUGAUGACGUUACUGGCAAAAAAAGCCUUAAAGAAUCAUCGAAAAAAGAUUUGAAUAAUAUAAAAGUGAAAAGUGAAAUUACAUCAGAUAAAAAUGAGACAAAGAAUGAAAAAGAUGUGAAAGAUGUUCAAGAAAAACUAGGCAUGAAGACUGAUAAUAAUAAAUCACCUCAAGCAGAAAAGACAUCUGGCGAUGAAGAGGAAUGGGAGAAGAACUUGGCUGCUGAAGAUUUUGAAGUUGUUGACGACCAGAAUGUUGAUGAGUCGGAACUUGACAUGGAUCUUAAAUAAGAUGUAUAUUUGGAAUGCAGGCAAUAAUUUACUUAACAUUCCAAAAACAUAAAAAUUGUUUUCAUCAAUUGUAUUUAAAUAAACUACUAUUAUAUUACUGGCUAAACCUCAAGCAUUUUAUCUAGUGUUACUCCAGUGCAAAUAAUAUAAAGAAGGCAAUUUAAAAAUAAAAUGACUAUCCAAAAUUUAAUUAUAACAUUACUCAUAAG